This is a messenger RNA of Nelumbo nucifera (sacred lotus), 994 nucleotides long. RefSeq lists its product as uncharacterized. NCBI's taxonomy places the organism in Eukaryota, Viridiplantae, Streptophyta, Magnoliopsida, Proteales, Nelumbonaceae. The record is from RefSeq and is a predicted model, not a curated record.
CCCAACGGCUAAACUUUGUUGAAUUUUGAGGCUAAACCGAAUUCCAGCCCCAUCUUUCAUGUCUCAGAAAAAAGCUGUAUGGACUUUGUCAACAGAGAUAUUUGUUCUGUUCACUUCCUUGUUCCUUCCCUUGUUUUGGAUCUCUGAACUCUGGAAACCAGAUUGCUCCCGCUGGAAUGUUAGUUCUAACCCCAACAUCCGAUCCAACUUCAAUCUCCCAGUUCAAUUUUCUCUGUUCAAUCCUGGAAUUCCCAAGAGACAGUUUGAAGAGCUCCAAUUGGCUUGAAAGGAGACUGGAUUAGAUAAUUAGAUUUCGAGUGAAGAAGCUGCGGAUUCUUCUUCUAUCACUGAAUGGCAUAAAUUUCAAACUUAUAAUCCGAAUUCAUAAUUGGGUUUGUUUUGUCUUUUCCCAUUCAAUUAGAAGGAGUUCAUUAAUGGAAGCUUCAUCCCCGCCUCAACAGACCUGCUGUUUCUGCUAUUCUUCAAAGAAAGCUUCAAAAAAGAAAAGCAAGGCUGACAGGGUCCCUUUAGACCUCCACGAAAUUGAGUGGGGAAAGAACGAUGAGAUCUUAUCAGACAUGAGCACUUUUUCAGCGCAAGAACAGGAGAAGAGGUACAAGAAGGCCAAGGAGAAGGAGAAGGAGAUUCAACAAGAGGCCAAGAAGGUGAUGAAUUGGGUUAAGCAAGCAUCAUCAAGGAUGGAUGUUUCUUCAAUUGAAAAGGUGAUAAAUGAACCCAAGUGAUGAUCUCGGGCUAUUUUACUUGAAAAAUCCAGUUCCUGUAUUUGUAAUUACAGAGAAGAUAGCUUCAUGAGGAAUUGCUCGUUCUUAAAGUCUUACAGAUAGCACAAUUGCCAAAACUGCUUGCUGUGUUUAUUUCUCUCAGCUCUGUUUUGUAUUGGUAUAAACAAAACAGAGAGUGCUCUCUGUCGCCAUCUUUGCAACUUUAUUAUAUUUCUCAAACUUGAGAUGCAUCAUGAGUUCAUGAUUCCUAA